Pygocentrus nattereri (red-bellied piranha) is the source of this 5118-nucleotide messenger RNA. RefSeq names its product phosphatidylinositol-4,5-bisphosphate 3-kinase, catalytic subunit beta (gene pik3cb). Gene Ontology annotation, molecular function: 1-phosphatidylinositol-4-phosphate 3-kinase activity; 1-phosphatidylinositol-3-kinase activity. Gene Ontology annotation, cellular component: plasma membrane; phosphatidylinositol 3-kinase complex; cytoplasm. Lineage: Eukaryota; Metazoa; Chordata; Actinopteri; Characiformes; Serrasalmidae. Gene Ontology annotation, biological process: phosphatidylinositol 3-kinase/protein kinase B signal transduction; phosphatidylinositol-mediated signaling; phosphatidylinositol-3-phosphate biosynthetic process. The coding region runs from base 513 to 3719 and encodes 1068 amino acids. The record is from RefSeq and is a predicted model, not a curated record. The transcript has 23 exons.
GGAGAGGGUUUGAGUAGCUCUCGCAUGAUCCCUUGCGUGUGUAACACCGCAGUGUUAAGCAUACAGUGACUUCAUUAAAUCACGCCUUAAACUCCGGGAGACCGGACAGGGACGUGGCUCUCUUUUCAAGUCGUGGGCGUUCCAGAAGUUUGCAUUUCCGGUUAAAAUCACGGCAAAAAAGUACGUGCCUCGCGGAGAGAAGAGUCGGCGAAGCCCUGCUGCGAAAGUGCUAAGGAAGAGAGCACGCUAUUCCGUUGUACGCGCUGAAAAAGCAGGAGUCAAACGAGGGUCUUACGCUGCACCGUUUAGUAGGAAGUAACAGCGGUGAAAAGUGAAUGUGAGGCUCACAGGCCUACGAUUUCUCGCCGUUUUUGCAGCAGUUGAGACCUUUGGAGUCUUUCGACGCACUUUUGACUUGACUAUUUCCGUAUAGUGGACUAACGCUUCCUACUUUGCAUGUUGAUCGAACUGCCAGAAGGGUCCCAUGGUUUGGCUGUGGUGUGCUCUCUACCAUGCCUCCCGCCAUGACGGAUCAGUUGGAUGUGUGGUCAGAUCCAGGGCUGGAUGGAGACGACCAGGUAACUGUGGAUUUCUUGUUGCCUACUGGAAUCUACAUUCAGAUGGAUGUUCCCCGAGAGAGCACCAUCCAACAGAUCAAACAGAUGUUAUGGAAGCAGGCACAGGCAUACCCCCUCUUCUCCCUUCUAGGGGAGAUAGAUAGUCACAUCUUUGAGUGUGUGAACCAGGCUGCAGUGCAUGAGGAACUGGAGGACGAGAGCAGGCGGCUAUGUGAUGUUCGGCCAUUUCUACCUGUCCUUAAACUCAUUACUCGUAACUGUGGUCGUGCUGAACGGCUGCUUGACUCCAAGAUUGGGGUGCUCAUUGGAAAAGGAUUACAUGAGCUGGAUGCUCUGCAGGACCAGGAAGUAAAGGAUUUUCGGAUCAAGAUGCAACGAAUCAGUGAAGAGAAAAUGCAGCGUGUGCAGACCAUGUCAUGGGGGGAAUGGCUUCACAGCUGCUUUCCUCCACAAAUUGAGGCCGGGCCAUUUGAAGAUGACCGGAAUGAGGGUGACAUCAAAAUUACUAUGCACUACAACCAGUCACAGGACACUGCAAGUCUAAAAGUGUCGUUGAGCUGUACUGUAGCAGAGCUCAUGGAGCAGGCACUCCGAAAAUGGCUGACCACUCAUAGCUCGGAGGAAAACAAAGGUUACCUUGGUGACUAUGUCCUGAGAAUCAGUGGCAAGCUGGAUUUCUUGUUUGGAGAGCACACGCUUAUUCACUACAAAAAGUAUAUCAGAUCAUGUUUGCUGGCUCAGGAGAUCCCCCACUUCACAAUGGUGCAUUGCAGUGAUGUGAUGGCCAUGUUCGAACAUGAAAUCAGCACCAUUGGAGCUGUGCUCACACGGAAGUCCUCCAAUCCUCCUCUCCCCCUUCCCCCUAAAAGAAGGGGACUGUCACAGAUGCAUACAUGUGUUUGGGAGGUCCAUUCUCUGUUUAAAAUCAUUUUGGUGAAGGGCAUUAAGGUCAAUGCAGAUGAGACAGCAAAGGUGCAGGUUCGUGCAGGGCUGUUCCAUGGUACAGAGCUGCUGUGUAAGCCAGCAGUGAGCAAUGAGAGCAGUGGCCGCUCUGAGUAUGUGUGGAACAGGACUCUGGAGUUUGAAAUUUCCAUCUGUGACCUUCCCCGCAUGGCUCGCCUCUGUUUUGCCAUCUACGCUGUGAUGGACAAAGUCAAAAAGCAGAAAUCCACCAAAAAUGCUCAAAUGAACAAAUAUCAGACUAUCCGAAAAGCUGGCAAAGUGCAUUACCCAAUAGCAUGGGUGAACACAAUGGUCUUUGACUACAGAGGACAGCUAAAGACUGGUGACAUCAUCUUACAUACUUGGUCCUCUUUUCCUGAUGAGCUGGAGGAGAUGUUGAACCCUAUUGGAACGAUCCAGACAAAUCCAUACACUGAGAAUGCCACAGCACUUCAUAUUCGUUUUCCAGAGUACUCCACACAUCCAGUCAUUUUUCCACCUUUCGACAAAAUCCUUGAGAAAGCUGCAGAAAUUGCUGGAGCUAGUGAUUCGAUGUCAAUGGGACGUGGAGGGAAGAAGUUCCACAUUGAAUUGAAGGAGAUCAUGGAAAGGGAUCCCCUAUCACAGCUAUGUGAAAACGAGAAGGAUCUGAUAUGGACUUUGCGCUAUGAUUGCAGAGAAAACUUCCCACAGUCUCUUCCUAAAUUAUUACUGUCUGUCAAAUGGAGUAAGCAUGAAGAUAUGGCCCAGUUGCAGGCUCUGUUGCAGAUCUGGCCCAGGUUACAUCCUCGAGAUGCUUUAGAGCUGCUGGAUUUUAACUACCCAGAUCAGUACGUUAGGGAGUAUGCAGUAAGUUGUCUGCAAGAUAUGAGUGAUGAGGAGCUGUCACAGUACUUGCUACAGUUGGUGCAGGUAUUGCGUUAUGAGCCAUACUACGACUGUGCCCUCACCCGGUUUUUAUUGGAGCGUGCACAGACCAAUCGCAAGAUUGGACAUUUCCUCUUCUGGCAUCUUAGGUCAGAGAUACACAUGCCAGCAGUAUCUGUGCAGUUUGCUCUGAUAUUGGAGGCAUACUGCAGAGGCUGCAUCCCUCACAUUGAAGUGCUAAAAAAACAGGUUGAGGCUCUCAGUAAGCUGAAAGCAGUGAAUGAGCUAAUAAAACUGGGAACAAUAAAGGCUAAGAAUAAGACAAAGGAGGCUCAGCUGAAGGAGGCCAUGAUGAAAUGCCUUAGACAGACUGGAUUCAUUGAGACUCUGUCUGACCUACACUCACCACUGAAUCCCCAAGUACUCCUUGGUGGUGUCAAUGUAGAGAAGUGCAGAUACAUGGACUCUAAAAUGAAGCCUUUGUGGAUUGUGUACCACAACAAGCUGCUGGUAGGAGAUACACUUGGAAUCAUCUUCAAAAAUGGAGAUGAUCUAAGACAGGACAUGCUGACUCUACAAAUCCUGAAGUUAAUGGAUAUACUGUGGAAGGAAGCAAACCUGGACCUCAGAGUCGUGCCUUAUGGUUGCCUGGCAACAGGAGAUCGCACAGGGUUGAUCGAGGUGGUGUCAUCUGCUGAUACCAUCGCCAACAUCCAAAAAAACAGCAGUAACAUGGCAGCUGCUGCAGCCUUCAACAAAGACGCUCUUCUCAACUGGCUCAAGGACAAAAACCCUGGUGAUGCUCUGGAGAAAGCAAUUGAGGAGUUCACAUUGUCCUGUGCUGGCUAUUGUGUUGCUACCUAUGUUCUGGGUAUUGGUGAUCGCCAUAGUGACAACAUCAUGGUCUGCAGCACAGGGCAGUUGUUCCAUAUAGACUUUGGUCAUAUCCUGGGGAACUUCAAGUCAAAGUUUGGGAUAAAGAGAGAGCGGGUUCCUUUCAUCCUCACACAUGACUUUAUCCAUGUCAUUCAACAAGGCAAAACGGGCAACACGGAGAAAUUUGGCAGUUUCAGACAGUAUUGUGAGGAUGCUUAUCUGAUUCUGAGGAAGAAUGGAAAUUUGUUCAUCACACUCUUUGCUCUGAUGCUCACUGCUGGCCUGCCGGAACUCACAUCUGUCAAAGAUAUUCAAUAUUUAAAGGACUCUCUUGCAUUGGGUAAGACAGAUGAAGAGGCUUUGAAACAGUUCCGGCAGAAGUUUGAUGAGGCUCUUAGGGAAAGCUGGACCACCAAAGUAAACUGGAUGGCUCACAAUGUGGCUCACCGCUCUUAAAACACUUACACAACCCAGUAUCAGAGUUUGAAAGAACAUGUGCUUGAAAAACUAUAAAAAAAAAAAAAAAAAAAAACUAUAUACGCAUGUAGAAAAAAGUCAUGACCGUUACAUUUUCUAACAGUGGUAAACUGUAAACAAGAAGAAGCUGCUGAUCUUUAAGCCUGCACAUGGCCCAAAAGGGUGAUGAGAACCAGAUCACAGGCACAGAUCUCCUCUACUUUAUCUUAUGAUUCCACUGGACAGCAACGCCAAAUUGGACCAGAGCUGGUGUGGACAAAUAACUGAGUCGUAAAGACAGAGGUUAAGAAGACAUUGACAAAAGCGAUCUUCUGAGCAUCUGCCCACUCUAAAAAGCAUACAUACUGCAACAACCCUGAACAUUUCACUCUUCAGUUUAUUGCUGUUUAGAUCCAGCAGGUGUUAAGAUUGUCCUGUCAUCUUGCAGUUGAAAGGGUGCCAUCUGCAAAAUGUCAGUGUUUAAACUGGGUUUAACUUAUUUUUCCAUAAAACAAAAACAGUAACAAUGACUCUGAAAUGGAUAUGAAAUUGGUAUUGAACAAAUAUAUGCAUCACUUGACCAUACUCUACAUUCCAAGUUAAACCCCAUAAACCACUAAAAAAAGUUUGUUAUAUUUUCAGCCAGAACCUCUCUUGUAAGUUAUUUUCCUCUACCCUUGCUGCUGAAAGAGUAGACAAGUUGUUGUAUCUAACAUGCUAUGAGAGUGAAUUCUCUACUUGACACCAAAUUUAGUGUAGUAGAUGCCUUAUCAUGUCUGAUUCAUGGUCUCCCAUAUACAUCAAGUUGAAGAAAAUGUAUCCUGCAAUAUAAGAGAACUUUUUGGGUUUUUUUUGUUUUAGUUUCUUGUUUGUUUUUAACUUGACCAUUACACAAAUGACUCAUAAGGCUAGAAUGCUGGAAUAAGAAUGACAUUGACAAUGAUAUUGUUUUACAUUAGCUGAAAUGAAAUGGAAAUAUUUGUUCAGUUUUAUUUCCUGACUGGGGCAUACCCACUGCCUUUGGAAGACAUAUGCAUCACAGCUCAUACUGUAACAUUUUAUGUCUCACACAAUGCAAAGAAUUUAUUUCUAAUUUAUGUGCCAGACUACUUUAAGGAAGCGAUUUCUAAACACUGGAAUUAAGAAUUUUGAUAGAGUUAAAAUUGAAUUUAAUAUUUUAAAUGUUUUUCAUUCCACUAGAGACUACUGUGUUUGUCUAGUAAGCAUUCAUGAAGCCAAUGCUUUAUGCCUAGUAAGCAAACAUUGAAAUUGGGCAUAGUGUUAGAGCUGAGAAUGCUUUCCUAUGUGUAGUUGUGGAGUUUGGUAGCAACAUAUAAACAACUUUAAUGUAAUGUGCUCACUUUGGCUCUUCAUGUAAAAUACAAUCUUUAGGACUUCA